Molecule: messenger RNA, 2579 nt
Organism: Wasmannia auropunctata (little fire ant)
Lineage: Eukaryota; Metazoa; Arthropoda; Insecta; Hymenoptera; Formicidae
Exons: 3
Coding region: 351-1568 (405 amino acids)
Cellular component (GO): nucleus
Source: RefSeq, a predicted model, not a curated record
UUUGUCCCACUCGUCGAUCCUGAUUGGUCGAGUUCGAUGUUACCGCGAUCGAAUUAGUGUCCAUUUCUAUUAGCGGCGCUCCAUCUUACGGAUGUUUUGGCAGCUGCCAAAGUCUGCCAACACUCCUCCUCGUCUACGUCCAUCGCCUGAUACAUGCCGUUCGUUUAUAUACUUGUGUGUGUGUGUAUGUGUGCGUGAUACUUACGUGAAUUCGCCUUCGUAUAUACAUAUGUGCAUACAAACCGUGGUAUGCAUAUAUAGGCAUGGUGGAGUCUCAGAGAAAUUCUCGUGUUUAUUAAUAAUUUCUCCGCGAAAUUCACCGCGUACUGCCGCGUACUUCAACUGUUAAAAUGGCUGCAUCCUUGUCGGCUUACUGGGUGAAGUUCUUCAAAGGAGCUGGUUUUCCUCAAGAUGUGGCCACUAAACACGCAGUCGUGUUCUCGAAUAAUCGCAUCAAACCGGAUAUGUUGCCGGAUUUGGAUAAACCUAGUCUCAAAGAGAUGGGCAUCACGCUAAUGGGCGAUAUGAUUGCUAUUUUGAGAUAUGCCAAGAAGGUGGUGGAGGAGACGACCUGCGAGAGAUUUUUGGUCGACUCGGAGGACUCGCUUCCGACUCCGAAAGUUUCCGCGGCGAAACCCGCGGCUGUGAAGAAAGUAGUCAAAGAAAUGGGAAGUAAGACGGUGGUUUUGACGGCGUCUAAAACAGACUCUACGAAGAAGAUGGCUAAACCUUUGACUGUGACGAAGAAGAUCGUGACGAUAAGGAAGCCAAUUUCCGCCCCGGUAACCACUAACUCCGUUAACCAGAAGCAGAUGUCUCUCAAGAGGAAAUUGGCGUCGGAGGAGGUGUAUCAGGACAACGACGAAGAUAACUGGAGUAUCCUGGAGAAGAAGGUAAAGGCGACAAAUGGUAGCGACGACAGUCCCGUCGAGUACGCGGCGCCGAAGGCAACGACCGUGAGAACCCAGGUACUUAAGAAACCCGCUGAACAAAAGCGUACGGUAUUCGAUAGAUUAGGCGACAGCUCGGUCACGAGCACAACCAAUUUGGCCGACGCGACGCCCACCUUCAACAUCACCGGAGUCGGUAAGGACGUGUUCAAGAGGUCGACCAGUGUCUUCAAGCGUCUCGGCGACAUCGACGACAAGAAGGAUCACGCAGUUACCGUGGGCAUACUUAAGAACGGGUCGGGCACCACCGGUUCGCCGGGUAUACUGAAGAACCGAACGUCACCUAGCGCACGUACGUCAAUUAUAACGACGAAGAGAGUCAUACCUAAAGUUACCGGCACCAUGCAUGCCGAUCACGAAGUUAGCAAGAAGAUUAUUUUGAACAAUAAUACAAGCCGUAUACUGAAGCUGAAGAAGGACGUGCCCAAUGUUAAAUCGAGCAUCAAGGGUAUCAGCAAACCCGCAGUUACAUCUGGCAAAUUAGCUUCGGAACGACUUAUCUCAAUACCAGCCAAAGCACGCCUGGGCACAACCACUGCCAAACAAGUGACUUUCAGUAAAGUGACAACAGUGUCGCGUGUCAAAAAGGCGGACGUUUUCAGUCGUUUGGGUAUUUAAGUUGGGCUUUCUCAUAUUCUCCCUCCUCCCCCUUCUCCACUACCGCGAACGAGCGAAUGGUUUGCGAUCGAACUGUUAUUUGUAUAAAAAUAGAUGAUUCUUCGAGCUGGCUGCAUUGAUAUUGGUUAGUGCUAAUUGAGUGAUCCAUUGUAUUUUUUUUGGUUUCUCUUUGCUAUAUGAACGAGAUAUAUUGCUAACCAGAGUCACUUGCAAGGCUAUUACAAAGGUGUUGUUGUAACAUAUAUGAUGUUAUAACAUAUAUGAUGUAAAUAUAAGAAGAGACAUUAAUGACUUAAGAUUAUAGAUUUACAAUUUAGUGACGCCCAUGAAUUGCUCGAUCAUAAAGAACGCAUAUUGGAUAAUACAGCCAAGUGCAAUGUGCUUUUUUUUUUAUUUAAGAAUUUCUAUAAGAUUAUGCAAGUCUCUUUUCUUUAUUUUUUUUAUUUGAAACCUUUUAACAGACGAUUUAAUUUUUGUCAUAAGGAUUAAGUAAUUGCGAUCAUAUCCUAUAAGACACAACUGUAUUUUAAACUUGAUGUAUACUAGCCUUUUUGACUUGAAAGAAAGUUUUAUGCAGUACCAUUUUUCCUAUACAUGCAUAUUACUUUCUAUGUUUUUAUAAUACUCCGGCAUAUCGACGUACACAAAUACAAAUGUAUGAACGAGCAAUUAGAUUUGCUAUAUUUUGAAAUUCGACUUGUUAUAUUUUUAGCCGUAUUUCCUACAGUUCUUUUUUUAUGCAUCCAAUAAACAUUUAUUUGUUUGCUAACACAUAAAUGCGGAUAUUACGAAAAAGAAUAAUCUGUCAAAAGUAUCUUCUAACAUUCGAUUAGCGAUGUUUAUUGAUAUUAUAAGUAAUUGAAAAAUAUGGCUUGUAAUAAUAACAGCAACAGAUUGAUACGAUUAUAUGUGUUUUGUAUAACUGGAUUAUUGCCAUAUAAUAUAUAGUAUUAUUAAUUUGUUGCUAUUCUUAAUAAGCUAUUCUUAAUAAGAAUUUUUUGAUAAAAUAUC